Molecule: messenger RNA, 2621 nt
Organism: Onychostoma macrolepis
Lineage: Eukaryota; Metazoa; Chordata; Actinopteri; Cypriniformes; Cyprinidae
Exons: 12
Coding region: 596-1804 (402 amino acids)
Molecular function (GO): metal ion binding
Source: RefSeq, a predicted model, not a curated record
CAUACGACCCAUCACUAGUGGCGUUAUUUUAACGCGUGCUGGCGUCUGUCGUUAACUUAUCGCCUGAUGGCGCUUAUUUAACGCCUUGCGGCGUUAUGAAAACGGCGUUUUAAUAUUGAUACGGUGGUGAAAAGUAGGCGAAUUCUGAACCAUUUGGCUUUCCAUACUAAUGAGCUUCGGUUGUGGUCAGGAAAAUAACCUAAAUUAACAAAUCGAUGUCAUUCUACAGUUCUCCACCAGAUUUAUAUGCUGCGCGUAAAUUCAGACUAAAAAAAACCUUGCGUACACGAGCUGCGACCAGGCGUGAGAUUUGAGUGUAUAUAGCCACAGCUCACGCGCAUAUUGAUCAAUUACAAGUUUUGCGUUGAAACGACCUUGCGCCCACUUUUCUGUCAUACGUUCGUUUCGUAAAUGAGGCCCCAUCGUGUUCCCGCUUUUCUUAUCUGAUGAAGGCAGCUACCAGCAAUCAAGUGAAAGUCCCCCAGAGUUCAGUGACAGUGACACCGAUUCUGAGGCAGCCAGUGAUUCUGGAUCUGGAUCUGGAUCUGGAUCUGAUACUGAAGAUGAUGUACAAACAUCUAGCAAGAAUGUUUGUAUGCAUUACAAUCGUGGUCACUGCCGGUUUGGGGACAAGUGUAGGGAUGAGCACGUAUGCAAGGACUUCCUGAAGGGUUCAUGCAAGUUUGGUGCUGGGUGUCGUCUCAACCACAACCGUCAGAGUUUAUCGUCAGGACAGGGCAGGCGAAGAAGCAGACCCUCAUCUGAAAAGCUUACAGCUCAUGAAAGUCAAAAAUCCAGAAAAGAUUCUGAGGCAGCCAGCAAUUCUGGAUCUGAUACUGAAGAUGAUGUACAAACAUCUAGCAAGCAGAAUGUUUGUAUGCAUUACAAUCGUGGUCACUGCCAGUUUGGGAACAAGUGUAGGGAUGAGCACGUAUGCAAGGACUUCCUGAAGGGUUCAUGCAAGUUUGGUGCUGGGUGUCGUCUCAACCACAACCGUCAGAGUUUAUCGUCAGGACAGGGCAGACAAAGAAGCAGACCCUCAUCUGAAAAGACUAGUGAAGAAUUUGACGGGCCCUACAAAUGGCAGCUGAAUUUUAGAAGCGGCUGGGAGAACAUUUCCAAUGAUCACAUUCUAGAAGCCCAGUUUUCACUCCCCAGCACUAAAGGAAUCAAGAUCUAUAACACCCAAGCCGGGGCUAUAUCAAUUGAUUUCACUAAAAUGAGAGUUCUUCAGAAAACAAAUAUUAAAGUGCGGCGUAUGAGCUCAAAGGACACAGAAUGGCUGUGGUAUUACAGAGCUGACCACAGCUGGUGUCAGUAUGGAGACAAGGGCAAAGCCAGUCCAAUUCAGAGCUCAGAUCUGGAGACAGCAUAUCAAAACAACCGCCGUGGUUCAGUCAAGUUCACUAUUGACUCUAUCCAGUACGAGAUUAGCUUUAAAGAAAUGUGUCAGAAAAAUUUAUCAACAGACCGUAAGAGGCGGAUUAGACGCCGCCCCAAAUAUGAACCAUCUCAAAGUGGAGGAUUCCAUGGAAUAACCUCCCAAUUAAUAAAAAACUUCAAAAACUUGAGCCCUUCAACAAAUAAAACUCCAGAGUGGCAGUUUAAAGGGAGAAAUCAGUGGCACACCUUCAAGAACAUGGGAGGAUGUUCAGUCUCAAGUGCUGACAUUGAGAAGUGUUACCAACAAAACCAAACAAGCAUGAAUUUCACUGUGAAUGGUGACGGUUACACCCUGGAUUUUGCAAAGAUGAGUCAAGUUAACCAGAAAACAAAGGCCGAACGCAAGGUCAGGCGUGUGUAAACGUAAUAAGGAUGCUCAAGGUUUUGAAGAUGUCGGGUGGUACUCGAGAUCCAAACAAGCAAAUAAGAGUCCAAUUUGGGGUGGAAGUAAACAAAACGUUAUUAAGUGAUUUUGACUGGAAUGAAUGUUAGUGAUUAUGAUUCGGAAUGUUUAAUCAUCCGUAGUUAUUGUGUUAUUUGGUAAACUGUCUGUGGAAAAUAGAAACCCAAAGAUUUUAUUCAGGUAUUUUGACAGUUAAGGUAAUAUAAAUGAUUUAAAAGCUGCUUAUCAGCUUAAUGAGACACGUGUCUGAAGAAACCUGAAGCAUAUAUUUUGUUUUCUAUUUGACUUAAAUAAUUAUAUUUUAAAAUGCUAUCACUUUGGGUUAUUCUAUAAUUAUUCUUACUAGCCAAUGUGCUAUAACAAUACAAACAUUAUACUGCUUAAUUUUACAAUAAUUUACAAUUAAGUGCCUGUUGGAAACUGCCUGAGAACCAAUGUUUACAGACUGCGUGUAAAAGAAAAGAAGAAAUAAAAAAUCAGGGAUAUACACCGUAAUACUGUGUGAAUGCAAUCUACAAUAUUAUCCAAUAUACAAUGCACCAUGUUUACAUUAAAAUUUGCAAAAUGAACAAUCAAUCAAUGUUGCAACAAAUGAAUAAAUUAUGAUAAAACAAUAAUUUGGGUGAACCUGUUUUUACCGAGUUACAAACUGAACUGUUUACUUAAAAGCAACAACAUGCUAUGCAAAAAGUCUGUAUCAUAUGGAUGCCUUUUUAUGUAACACUUGAUGGGAAAAAUAAAAUGAUAAAUGUGGCCUUAAUUAACUUGCACAGAA